Lolium perenne is the source of this 834-nucleotide messenger RNA. Lineage: Eukaryota; Viridiplantae; Streptophyta; Magnoliopsida; Poales; Poaceae. The record is from RefSeq and is a predicted model, not a curated record.
AUGGAGGAGGACUUAUCUUCCCCUCCAGGAGCUGAAGACACCGGCGCUAGCAACACCGGCGCCGGCACCGAAGACGCUGGGAGGGCAGAACCUUUGGUUCCUCCCGUCCCCAAGAAGAUGAAGAAAAAGACCACUGCUUCCCCCUCCAAGACCGUGCCGGAAUCUUCCGCGCCGGCUGCCUCUCCUCUGGCCAAGGGAACGCCGGAAGCCGCUGCGCCCACCAAGGAAGCAACGCCAACACCUCCGGCAGCUCCUUCUGGCAAACCUUCUGCCGCGAAGCCAACUCCUCCGGAAGGCGCCAAGUUUACCGCCCAGCAACUUGCUGCGGUGGUUACAGCAGCGACCUCCCCUUCUUCCGGCUCGCAGUCACUAGUACUACACGCCGGCCGCGCCGCCGUUGCGGCCAGUGAGACGGCCUCAGCUCAGCUGGGCCAGAUCACUGAGCUUCACCGUGGAGAGGCCGACCUGGGGCCUCUGCUUGAUUACGCUGAGAAGUGGAAUCAGGCAGAUCUGUCUCCAGCGACCCGUGGCCUCGGGAAGGAUAAGCUUCCGGUAAUCGACCCUUCCGGCCCGCAGAGUACCGGGCAGCACCUCAGCCGGCUCCGGCGCGGGGUAAAGGAAUUCGACACCGCGUGGCACGACACCAACAGCAACGUGGUGGAAUGGAAAGGGCGGAGAAGGGCCACAUUCCAUAGUAGCUCACCGGUCAUCAUCACCUUGACGCUGCCAGCGGCGCGGUCGGAGCGCAGCCCGCAAGUUGCCAGAGAUCUUGGUGUAUCCGGCACCACCAGCACCAGCGAUGGGCACUGGGGCUUCGGCGCGGUGCCGAGGUAG